CUCUUUUACCAUCCUCCUCUCUUUUCUCGCCCAAUUUCUUAUUCUUCAUUUCCAUGGUGCGUUGUUCGUAAUUACUCCCCAAUCCAAGUAGCUGUACAGUUAAAAGCUAAGGGGAACUGAUUACUAUUAACAUUAAAAAAAGAAAGCAAAAAAGGAAAGAUGAACCAGUGUGCAAUCCAACAAAGCGAAAUUGGAAGCAGCCGUGGCGAGAUGCGGAGCUCCAUUUCCGUUUCGGUUAUGGUUGUGGAUCGGAAAGAGACCAUGGUUUGCCCGAAACCACGUCGUCUGGGUCUCUUGAACACUCCCUUCAACGACUACCGUGUUAGGUCCCCCAGAUGGCAACUUUGCCAUCAAGCGGAGGUUUGUGAUUCAAAAGGAGGGAGUGAUGUUUUGGAUAUGAUUCUUAUGAAGGAUGGAAGUGGAGUGGAACAAACUUGUACAGACAUAGGGUCGUCGCCCCCAUUUUUUUGUGGGUCGCCACCCAGCAGAGUAUCUAACCCGCUAAUACAGGAUGCCCGAUUUGGGGACGAGAAGGCUAUGACUCCGCUGCCACCGUCGUCUCCAUCAUCCAAUUCAAGGAAAGGCAGCUGUGUCCGGGCAAAUUUUGGUAACAAACCAGCAGUGAGAGUCGAGGGGUUUGAUUGUCUCGAUAGAGAUGGUCGAAAUUGUCGCAUCUCUGCACUGGCAUAGAACCCCAUUCUAAAAAAACAGUACAUAGAUAUAAACCGGAAGGUUCUUAAUAAUGCCACUUUUAAAACAGACAAGGGAGAGAGAGAAAAAUGAGAGGAACUCUUUUGUUGGUAUGUAAAUAUGUUUGUAAGGGGUUCCUUUAAUCCUUUCAAUGUAAGUGAUGGUGUCUUGUCUUGUAAGUAAAGGAGUUUCUUCAACAAAAAUAAGGGGAGAGGCGCGUUUGCUUAGGGUAGUUGUAAAAAACGCCAUGAAUCAUGUGGGGAGAGAUGAUCUUUUCCUACUGUUUAUUUUUUUUUGUUUUUGGUGGGUCGUUUGAAGUUUUAAUGAUGAGCGGCUUAUGGAGAGAAAAUCUGUACAAAUUUUGAAGCUGGUAAUUGAGCAUAAUUUAUGCUAGACAUUCGACAAUUUGUAUAAUGAAUCUUCUUUUGUGUUGUUUCUGGU
Messenger RNA from Hibiscus syriacus, 1131 nucleotides. RefSeq lists its product as uncharacterized. Lineage: Eukaryota; Viridiplantae; Streptophyta; Magnoliopsida; Malvales; Malvaceae. The transcript has 4 exons. The record is from RefSeq and is a predicted model, not a curated record. The coding region runs from base 160 to 690 and encodes 176 amino acids.